AUGCUGACCCACAGUUUUCUCUCCUCCUCCAGCAGCCCUUUCAACGACCGGCCGAUGUGCAGGAUCUGCCAUGAGGGCAGCAGGCAGCAAGACCUGCUUUCCCCCUGCCAAUGUACAGGGACCCUGGGGACUGUUCACCGCAGCUGCCUGGAGCACUGGCUGUCAGCUUCAAACACCAGCUACUGUGAGCUCUGCCACUUCAGGUUUGCAGUGGAGCGCAAGCCCAGGCCCUUGGUGGAGUGGCUGAGGAACCCAGGCCCCCAGCACGAGAAACGGACUCUCUUUGGAGACAUGGUGUGCUUCUUGUUUAUCACUCCACUGGCAACCAUCUCUGGCUGGUUGUGUCUACGAGGAGCAGUGGACCAUCUGCACUUUAGUAGUAGGCUAGAAGCUGUUGGCCUCAUUGCACUCACGGUCGCACUCUUCACUAUUUACCUCUUCUGGACUCUAGUAUCUUUUAGGUAUCACUGUAGAUUAUACAAUGAAUGGCGUCGGACCAAUCAGCAGGUGGUACUGCUAAUCCCAAAGUCUGCCAACAUCCCCUCCAACCAGCAGUCCCUGCUGGGCUUGGAGUCCCUCAAAAGAAACUCAAAGGAGACAAUUGUUUGA
Messenger RNA from Chaetura pelagica (chimney swift), 609 nucleotides. RefSeq names its product membrane-associated ring finger (C3HC4) 3, E3 ubiquitin protein ligase (gene MARCHF3). Gene Ontology annotation, molecular function: zinc ion binding; ubiquitin-protein transferase activity. Gene Ontology annotation, biological process: protein ubiquitination. Lineage: Eukaryota; Metazoa; Chordata; Aves; Apodiformes; Apodidae. Bases 1 to 609 code for a protein of 202 amino acids. The record is from RefSeq and is a predicted model, not a curated record. The transcript has 3 exons.